This is a messenger RNA of Canis lupus familiaris (dog), 2461 nucleotides long. RefSeq names its product TNF superfamily member 8 (gene TNFSF8). Bases 328 to 1032 code for a protein of 234 amino acids. NCBI's taxonomy places the organism in Eukaryota, Metazoa, Chordata, Mammalia, Carnivora, Canidae. Gene Ontology annotation, cellular component: membrane. Gene Ontology annotation, biological process: immune response; CD8-positive, alpha-beta T cell differentiation. The record is from RefSeq and is a predicted model, not a curated record. The transcript is spliced from 4 exons. Gene Ontology annotation, molecular function: tumor necrosis factor receptor binding.
ACACACACACACACACACACACCCCAGAGUAGGGAAACCGUCAUUUUCCUUCUCGCCCUCUGACAUCAACCACCUUCUCUGUAGCUACAGUUUCUCUGCCCUCAAAUUCAUCCCUGGCAAUGAAAAAUGAGCCUCUCCCCCACCCUUGCUGCUGUCUUUCGCCUCACGCCCCCAGAGAAGAGUUUCUUCGUGUGGCAGCUGGUGAAGGUUUUUUUCCACGUCACAUGAUCCAGGAUGCAGGGGGAGAAUCCUUCUUGGAACAGAGAUGGGCUCAGAACUGAAUCAGAUGAGGAGAGAUAAGGUGUGCUGUGGGAAGACUAUAUAAGAAUGGACCCAGGGCUGCAGCAAGCACUCAACCGAAUGGCCCCUUCUCAAGACACAGCCAUGCAUGUGCCAGCAGGCUCUGUCGCCAGCCACUUGGGAACCACAAGCCGUGGUUAUUUCUACUUCACCACCACGGCGCUGGCUCUGUGUCUCAUCUUUGCUGUGGCAACCAUCAUGAUGUUGGUAGUUCAGAAGACGGACUCCAUUCCCAACCCACCGGGAAAAUUCCCCCUUAAAGGAGGGAAUUGCUCAGAGGACAUCUCAUGUAUACUGGAAAAGGCUCCAUUCAAGAAGUCAUGGGCCUACCUCCAAGUGUCCAAGCAUAUAAACAAAUCCAAGUUAUCUUGGAACAAAGAUGGUAUUGUCCGUGGAGUCAGAUAUCAGGAUGGGAAUCUGGUAAUCCAGUUCCCAGGUUGGUAUGUCAUCAUUUGCCAACUGCAAUUUCUAGUAAAAUGCCCAGAACAUUCUGUUGACCUGAAGUUGGAGCUUCUCAUCAACAAAGAUGUCAAAAAGCAGACGCUGGUUACAGUGUGUGAGUCUGGAGCGCAAACCAAGAACAUAUACCAAAAUCUCUCUCAGUUCUUGCUGGAGCACCUCCAGGUCAACAGCACCAUAUCAGUCAAGGUGGAUAAAUUCCAGUAUGUGGAUACAAACACCUUUCCUCUUGAGAAUGUGUUGUCUAUCUUCUUAUAUAGUAGUUCAGACUGAACCAUUUCUUCUGGCCUUCAGGAAGAAAGCAACUCUCUGCCAUACAGUACUUCAUCCAUCCAAACACUUGGGGAAAAAGAAAACUCUAGACCAAGACUGAAACCACAAUGGGUAUUAAAUAAUAUGCUUCUCCUCUGUCUCUUGGGAAGAUACGGGUCCAGGGUUUAAAAAAAAAAAAAAACAGUUUUGAGUGAAAUGUCUUUCAAAUAGAAGGCAGAGAAGCAAGGCAGUAUGGUGGGAAAAGCCCCACAUGGGUAUCAGAAGGGAUGGAUUUAUCCCCUGGCCCAUCCACUAACUCACUGUACAACCUGGAGCUACUCCUUUCCCCUCCCUGGAACUCUGGAUCCAUAACUAAAAAAAUGAAGGGGCUGGAUUUGAAUCUCUCCAAAAUCUCUUCCAACUCAGAAGACCAGGAUCUUUCACCCCAGAUCUGCCAACUAAGAUUCCAAGUGGUGUUCUAGAAGCCCCCAACCAAAGGAAAGGCCCUCAACUCACUCCAGUGUAAAUCCAAUGAUAUGUUAGGAUCUGGCUGCAUGUCACCUCAACAGAGUCAGAAUUUGGGGAUGAGGUUCAGUGUAAACGGUGGGAUGUGAACUGUGGGUUCUAAAAUGUAUAAAAGAAAGGACUGUCCAACUGAUCAUCCAAAAUCUAAAAAGCCUCCUGGUAUUUGGAAAACCAUCUGACCAGGCUUGACUCCAUUCAAGUUCAGACUGACAAUACAUCAACAACAGACAGCUUUCAUUUCCUGUAGGGAAGGGCUGUGCAUUCAGCAAGCACUCCAUCAGCAUGCUGAUGGUAGUGCAGUGGUCAUGGUAAUGCGGCCAUUUGGUCAGGGAUCAGCUACUUUCAUUUCUCACAUGAUCUCUCUCUGCUCCCUGCUUCAAAUGUCUCUCAGGAAAUCAUUUCUGUGGAGGGUUAUUAAGGCCCCAAAAUGUUGUUGAUAAAUGAUGAUGACCCUGCAAAUGGUGAAGACUUCUGAGCAAUGGAAACCUCCUCUCCUGACUUGGGUAGCCAUGAGAUUUCUCUAGCUACACCAACCUGCCUUGACAUCUGUCCUUUUACAAAGGAGCACCUUACCUGUAUAAAAGGACCAUUGCCCUUGAAGUAUAAAGCUCCAGAGUUUAUACUUCAGAAGCAAAAGGGACCCUCAACUGCCAUGCAGAAGAAGGGAAUAAAAUUUGCAUUUUUUCUCAAAAAAGGAGGAGGGAAAAGAAAAAUGUAGGAAAUCAGGAAGGUUUGUCAGAGAAAGACUAUAAAAAAUUUAAAAGAAGAAAAGAAAAAAAACAGCAGUGUUGGUAUGGAUGAGAAGGACUUGGGAAAAUAAAAUAACGAGGGGAAAAAUUGAAGUCAUUUGCUGAGCAGUGUGCUAUGUCAACCUCCUCCGAGGUCUCCUCUAUGAAAUAUUCAGUAAAGUCUACAUUUCUCCUAA